AUGACGAUACUUGGUGCCUCUGCGUUGAUUGCCGCUACUGUUGAGUGGGCAAAGGGGUUCAGACACAGUUCUUCAUCGUUUGCACCAGACAACCAGAUAGUGCAUCCCGAAAAUGGUCGACAUGAUUCUCAAACGGGGAGUGCGGAUCCGGAGGGCACCAUACGCGUCUUCCUCCGUGGGAUAGUGUUCACCGUGCUCCCGUCUUUGCUCUUCGGCCUCUUCAACAACUCUUUCCUCGCGGCUGACAUCUAUCAGCGGAUAAUGACGCCCAUUACCAAUAUGGCCAAACCACUUGAAGAGGAUGAACGCGCUCGUUUCUACCCAGGAGAACCAAAUAUCAAGGGCGCAAUGGCCAAGGAUAGUAUGCUGCUCGACUACAUUUCACUCGACAUCAUCAGUUGCGUUGCGGCCGCCGUGAGCAAUGGUAACUACAAAAUCGUCUGGGGUUUGCUUCUAGCAACAGUAUGCAACUCCGUCUACAUUGUCGCUGGCCGGAUUUUUGCUUUCGUGGAGACGCCAAGCCCAGCUGGUGGUGUGUAUUACGUGGUCACUAUUCAGGAGCGCAACUUCUUCGCCGCCUUCGGCAUUAUGAUCUUCUACAUUAUCAGCCUUUGGGUCCUCCGACCGCAUGGUGUGGUCCGCACUUGCCGUCGUCUUUUCACCCUGAUGGACCUGGCCUCAUUAGUGCACCAAAGCCAUAUUCUCCAAUGCCCUGAAUUCUGGCUGCAGAGCCCCUCCGAUACGGAGGAUCAUCUGCGCGCACAGGUGACAUUGGCCAACCGGGUCUACACCUAUGGCAUCUACAAGGGUUACGACCAGAAUGAACACGUUGGUAUUGCACCGCAUUCCAUUCCUCGUGCGUGGGAUAGGAGCGCCAGCGCUUCUCUCCCCAAAUUUUACUACUCGGUCGAGUUAGCACGAGAUAUGCUACGAUAUGGACUAGACGGCGACGACGCGCUCAAGUACGCGCAGAACCUUCUCGAGACCGGCCCCCGGACGGAGGAUGGUUGCGUCAGGGUGCGGUCAAACGAAUACCGAAGCUGGAGAAAGGGUUACAGGAGACCAAGAGGCCCACGAGGAAACAGCAGGAGUCACGAAGGCGAGACGAGCACGACGUCAUCGUAUCAGCCGCCUGGACCUGAUCCCUGGUCCGGAUCCUAUCAACGAAUCAGCCACAUCGAAACACCUACGAUGGACGACGAGACGGGUGAAACAGGAGCAAGGGAUAGAGACGAGGGCGAUAUGGACCGUCGAAGUUCGUAG
Colletotrichum gloeosporioides is the source of this 1263-nucleotide messenger RNA. RefSeq lists its product as uncharacterized. The record is from RefSeq and is a predicted model, not a curated record. NCBI's taxonomy places the organism in Eukaryota, Fungi, Ascomycota, Sordariomycetes, Glomerellales, Glomerellaceae. The transcript has a single exon. Bases 1 to 1263 code for a protein of 420 amino acids.